Arabidopsis lyrata subsp. lyrata is the source of this 1761-nucleotide messenger RNA. RefSeq names its product probable E3 ubiquitin-protein ligase RHC2A. Gene Ontology annotation, biological process: protein ubiquitination. The transcript is spliced from 2 exons. NCBI's taxonomy places the organism in Eukaryota, Viridiplantae, Streptophyta, Magnoliopsida, Brassicales, Brassicaceae. The record is from RefSeq and is a predicted model, not a curated record. Gene Ontology annotation, molecular function: ubiquitin protein ligase activity. Bases 252 to 1451 code for a protein of 399 amino acids. Gene Ontology annotation, cellular component: cytoplasm.
AAGAAAAAGAGGAGGAGGUGGAGGUGGUGACAGCACACGAAAUGGACGGUUGGGCAUAAGCCAAUUCUGUAAUCUUCUUGUUAACACCUCCUCCUUCUUUCUCUCCCUUCUUCUUCUUCUCCUCCUCCGUUUAUCCUCAAAUUAAAAGUCAAUCAAAUCAAAUCAAAUCAAAUCCUCCAGAUGCUGUUACCAAUCAUCUUCUUCCUGAAGAUUUGAUUUCUCAUUUUCCCCUCUUUCAUAUCCCUAUUCCCAUGGCUUCUGGAUCUUACUGGUGUUAUAGUUGUAGCCGAUUCGUUUGGGUUUCCGAUUCUCUCUCUUGCCCUGAUUGCGACGGUGGUUUCCUCGAACACAUCCAAGAAACUCUCGAUUUCACACCUUCCGAUUCCUUCCACCGUCUCACCACCACCACUCAACAUCGCAGCCCCACUCGCUUCCCUCCUUCCUCCUCUUCUUCUUCGACCCCCUCCGCUUCUAUGCACGCUUCCACCGCCGAGAACAGUCCCACUCCUACCACCGUUACUCGUACCCGAAGCAAUCGAUCUCCUAAUCCCGUUAUUGUUCUCCGUGGAUCUGGUGCUCCUUCUGAUGUUUCCGAAGGUUUAGAUCGAUCUGCUUUUCAGAUGUAUUACGAUGAUGGUACUGAUUCUGGUCUUAGACCUUUACCACCGAGUAUGACUGAGUUUUUGUUAGGUUCUGGAUUUGAUCGCUUGUUAGAUCAGAUCUCUCAGAUCGAGCUUAACACCAAUCGGAUUCAUCGUUCUUGUGAACAUCCUCCGGCUUCUAAAUCGGCCAUUGAAGCUUUACCUCUGAUUGAAAUCGAUCUGACUCAUCUCGAAUCGGAUUCUCAAUCUCAUUGCGCUGUUUGCAAAGAGAAUUUCGUUUUGCAAUCAUCUGCUCGUGAGAUGCCGUGUAAUCACAUCUAUCAUCCUGAUUGUAUCCUUCCUUGGCUUGCGAUUCGAAACUCUUGUCCGGUUUGCCGUCAUGAGCUACCGGCGGAGGAUCUCACCGACGCAAGCGGUGCCGCUUUGACUGUUACCGCUACUGCAGAGGAAGAGGAAGACUCCGCGGCGGGGUUGACGAUUUGGAGGUUACCAGGUGGAGGAUUCGCGGUAGGGAGAAUCCCUGGUGGUUGGAGAGGAGGUGAUAGAAUGAUGCCGGUGGUUUACACGGAGGUUGACGGUGGAAGACUCGGCGAUGAGAGACUUCCGAGGAGAGUAGCUUGGGGUUCGAGAAGAGGAGGAAGAGAUGGAGGUAGUAGAGAGAGAGGUGGCGGGUUUGCGGGUCGGAUCAUGAGGCUUUUUGGGUGUUUUAGUGGGUCAUCUGGAUCCAUAGCUGCUGCCGCUGCAUCAUCCGGGUCCGGGUCGAGAAUUCGGGUUACCCGUAGAACCAGGUCGUUCUCUAUGUUUAGUACGGCGUCGUCUUCGUCAAGGAGACGAAAUUGGCUAGCGUGAUUACUAGAAUUAUCGUCCCCUCUCUCAAGUUAUAAUCUUGGAACUGCAGACUCAACCAAAGAUACGUACCUAGAGGCUAUAGAAGAAUCUUGUAAAGACACCAAUUAAUUUUGAGGUCAAUAACUACAAGAACGUAAAGUAAAGCAAUAAUAGAGUUUCAUACAACGCAUCUGAUGUUGCUGUCGUUUAUCGGAGACAGUCUUUGUAACUUAGCCAUUAUUUUUCAUUAAUAGAUUUGUUUAUGCCCUUUUAUGUCUCCUAUGUCAAUGCACUCUUACUCUUAUAACAAUAUUGAAAGUUGAAACUGUAA